Molecule: messenger RNA, 486 nt
Organism: Prorocentrum cordatum
Lineage: Eukaryota; Dinophyceae; Prorocentrales; Prorocentraceae
Source: the annotation of a GenBank genome assembly
AUGUCUCUGCGGACCUUCACCCAGGAAGGAAAAACACACACAGACACAAUGUUGGCAAAUAUGGAGAAUCCUUUUAUUUGUGUGUAUUUAUUUGUGUGUCCUGGGGCCCCUUUAAGGAGGAGGUGCGAGUGGGAUGCCGCGCUGGGGCUGGCCGAGAAGGUCAGCGACGAGUGCGCGGAGGCCGAUUCGACUCGCUCGGAUGCGGAGCCUGCGCGCCGCUGUGCCGAGCAGCGACGGGCACCGGGAGCACAGAUGGACUGCAUGAGCGCCGAUCUAUUGAUGCUGUGGGGGGGCAGACCAGCACGGCCGACACCGAGUCCGUCUUCAAGGGUGGGGAAGGCAAUUUUUCCGAGGGCAGCGCUCGCAGCAUCUUCCAACACGCUGCCACGGGUGAGAGCGUUGCCAAGCAGCAGACCAAGCUAUUCGACAUCUUUUGACGUUGGCGUACAUGUGGCGACGCAAAUUGGAGAGAGGUUCGAUACCUAG